AUGACUACUACUAGUGGUCCCGCUACAACUCCUUCAUUGCUUGUCAAGGUCCGAAGUGAUAUGAAGGCUGCCAUGAAAGCGAAAGACAGCUCUCGACUAGACGUCCUUCGAGGUCUAAUAUCAGAUAUCACGAAUGCUGCCAAGACAUCAACACCUGUUACUACAGAUGCCCAAAUGCUAAAGAUAUUACGAAAACGCGUCAAGAGCUCCGAAGCUGCUGUAGAGGAGUUCCAAAGUGCGAAGCGGGAUGACCUCAAAGAGCGAGAGGUUGCGCAGAUCGCGGUACUAGAGGCGUACAUCGGUGACAAUGAUUCAAUGGGAGAAGAGGAUAUCAUAAGAGCCAUACAGGAUGUCAUUGGCAGACUGAGAUCGGAGGAGAAGACUGUGAAUCAGGGAAGUGUCAUGAAAUCCAUGGUGGGACCUGGUGGUACCUUAGAGAACCAAACGGUCGAUAAGCAGGUUGUCGCAAAACUGGUCAAGGGUCUUACAGAACUGCACUCUAUGAUCGCUGAAAUCCAGAUCACUUUGUCACCAUUACGGGGAGACAUCAGAGAGAGCUCUAAGAUUCAGAGUCCGGCCUAUAUCAACAGAUUGCAUGAGGGUGACGAAGUAAAAGUCAACGUCUCCAGCAGUGUGCUCUUGGAGUAG
Molecule: messenger RNA, 648 nt
Organism: Letharia lupina
Lineage: Eukaryota; Fungi; Ascomycota; Lecanoromycetes; Lecanorales; Parmeliaceae
Exons: 3
Coding region: 1-648 (215 amino acids)
Cellular component (GO): mitochondrion
Molecular function (GO): carbon-nitrogen ligase activity, with glutamine as amido-N-donor
Source: RefSeq, a predicted model, not a curated record